Molecule: messenger RNA, 2294 nt
Organism: Pistacia vera
Lineage: Eukaryota; Viridiplantae; Streptophyta; Magnoliopsida; Sapindales; Anacardiaceae
Product: DEAD-box ATP-dependent RNA helicase 18-like
Exons: 11
Coding region: 111-1880 (589 amino acids)
Cellular component (GO): nucleolus
Molecular function (GO): ATP binding; nucleic acid binding; RNA helicase activity
Source: RefSeq, a predicted model, not a curated record
UGUUUCGAUGCCGUUUUGGUUCGUAAUGCAGUAAUAGCCUAAUAGGUAUCGGUGCCUAAAAGAAAUUUCGAAGCGCGCUUCUCUGGAACUCUGUAACUGCUGCUACUGCUAUGGACUCUAGCCCCAACAAAGCGUUAACGGACACUCGCUUUUCCGAUCUUAAGCCGCCGCUCUCCGAUCCGGUUCUCGAAGCCUUGACAGAAGCCGGCUUCGAGUUCUGUACGCCAGUUCAAGCCGCCACUAUCCCUUUGCUAUGCAGCUAUAAGGACGUCUCUGUCGACGCCGCCACCGGCUCCGGUAAAACUCUAGCUUUUCUUGUCCCUCUCGUGGAAAUCCUCCGCCGCACCACUUCUCCUCCAAAACCUCACCAGGUGAUGGGAAUGAUUAUAUCGCCAACAAGGGAGUUAUCAUCGCAAAUUUAUCACGUUGCUCAGCCUUUCAUUUCUACGUUGUCGAAUGUUAAGGCUAUGCUUCUUGUGGGUGGUGUUGAUGUGAAAACAGAUAUGAAGAAGAUAGAGGAGGAAGGAGCAAAUUUAUUGAUUGGUACGCCUGGGCGGUUAUAUGACAUAAUGGAACGUAUGGAUGUUUUAGAUUUCAGGAACCUUGAGAUUUUGAUUCUAGAUGAAGCUGACAGACUCUUAGAUAUGGGAUUUCAGAAACAGAUAAGUUACAUAAUAUCUCGUUUGCCAAAGCUUCGUAGAACUGGUCUUUUUUCAGCUACUCAAACGGAGGCUGUUGAAGAGCUGUCCAAAGCAGGGCUGAGGAAUCCUGUGAGGGUUGAAGUUCGAGCAGAAGCAAAAUCGCAGCCUGGUUCAGCAUCAUCUCAAACAUUAGCCUCUUCAAAAACACCUUCAGGCCUUCACCUUGAGUAUUUGGAAUGUGAAGAAGAUAAGAAACCAUCACAACUCAUUGAUCUCCUCAUUAAGAACAGUUCUAAAAAAACUAUAAUAUAUUUUAUGACUUGUGCUUGUGUUGACUACUGGGGAGUUGUUCUUCCGCGUUUGGCUGUUUUAAAGGGUCUUUCUUUGAUCCCCCUUCAUGGAAAGAUGAAGCAGACUGCUAGGGAGAAAGCAUUAGCUUCAUUCACGUCCCUUUCAAGUGGCAUUCUUCUAUGUACUGAUGUUGCAGCACGUGGACUUGACAUUCCCGGUGUUGAUUGUAUAAUUCAGUAUGAUCCACCUCAAGAUCCAAAUGUUUUCAUUCACCGAGUUGGGCGAACUGCUCGAUUGGGUAAACAAGGAAGUUCAAUUGUUUUUUUAUCACCAAAGGAGGAAGCUUAUGUAGAAUUCCUGCGCAUAAGAAGGGUUCCUCUACAGGAGAAAAAUUGCACUGAUGAUGUUUCUGAUGUAGUUCCUCAGAUACGGUCUGCUGCCAAAAAAGAUCGUGAUGUGAUGGAAAAAGGACUCAGAGCAUUUGUUUCUUAUAUCCGUGCAUAUAAAGAGCAUCAAUGCUCUUACAUCUUCAGGUGGAAAGAACUUGAGAUUGGUAAGUUGGCUAUGGGCUAUGGCUUACUACAGCUUCCUUCAAUGCCUGAGGUAAAGAACCAUUCACUUUCCACCAAGGGUUUCACUCCAGUUGAAGAUAUCAAUUUGGAGGACAUCAAGUAUAUGGACAAAUAUCGUGAGAAACAAAGGAAGAAGAAUCUGCAAGCAAAGAAAGAAGCACAACAGCAAGAACCAAAAUUCCAGAAACCCAACAAAACACCAAAGGAUGCAACUACUGUUAUGAGGAAGAAAACAGCCAAACAGAGACGUGCUUCCCAAGCAGUUGAGGAUGAUGAUGAGUUGGCACGAGAUUACCGUCUACUCAAAAAGCUGAAAAAGGGAAACAUAGACGAAAGUGAAUUUGCGAAAUUAACUGGAACUGAAGAGUUACUUUGAAGUGCAUGUCUAAAUUAUGCAGGUUGUGGUCUUGCGAAUUUAGAUGUUGACUGGGUUUUGGUGGGACUCAAAAUGAGAGACAGACUUUAGACCCAUCAAUAGUCAGGUUCCAGCACUUCUACAGAUUAAAUGCCAUCGUCGUAACAGAAAACUGGUGACAGACAACUUCAAUAGUGAUGGAGCUUCACUCUUGGUUAGUUCCCUUGUGAGGUCUUAAGUGAGUGGUAAAUUUUGGUGCUGAGAGACCUUUUCUUUUUCCUGGUAAUUCCAUGCAUAGCGUUGUUAGGUAUUGUUAGGUCAGACAUAAGAGAUAUGCAGCAAAAGUAGAGAUGUUAACACAAAAAUGUACCUCAACAUUUAGUCAUUGGCAAUGAAUGCAAAAAUAUUUAAUAAAAUGUUUAAACUGAUGGUAUA